Messenger RNA from Haemorhous mexicanus (house finch), 790 nucleotides. RefSeq names its product coiled-coil domain containing 97 (gene CCDC97). The coding region runs from base 301 to 681 and encodes 126 amino acids. The record is from RefSeq and is a predicted model, not a curated record. Lineage: Eukaryota; Metazoa; Chordata; Aves; Passeriformes; Fringillidae. The transcript is spliced from 4 exons.
CCCUCCCCCCCCCCAGGAGCCCCAAAAUCCCCGAAAUUGGCCCCCAAAAACUUCCCCAGCGGGGCCGGACCCAGCUCAGGAACCGGCGCUACGCCGCCCUCAGGGAGCUGAUCAAAGCGGGCGAUUACUUCAGCGAGGAGCGGAUGCGGCUCCGCGCCCCGGCGCUCUUCCAGCACUACAUCGGCCGCUUCCGCCCUCCCUGCGGCCCCGAAACCGCCCGGAUUCACCCCGAAACCGCCCGGAUUCCCCCCAAAACCGCGCCGGGCAGCGGCCCCGAAAUGGCCCGGAUUGGCCCCGAAAAUGGCCCGGAUUGGCCCCAAAGCGGCGCCGGGCCGGCCGCGGGAGCCGCGGGAGCUGCGGGAGCCGCGGGAGCUGCGGGAGCUGCUGCUCCAGGCGCUGGACAGGGCCCAGGCUGAGGACGAGGAGGAGGAGGAGGAGGAAGAUGAGGAGGAAGAUGAGGAGGAGGAGCAGCUCCCGGACGAGGCCGAGCGGGAGCUGCUGCUGCGCCGGGAGUUCACCUCCCGCAUGCACCUGAGCUUCCUCGAGGGCCUGGAUGGCGACUUCGACUACAGCCAGGUGGACGGGAACUCGGACCUGGACGCUCUGGAUCUGCUCUCCCAGGACCUGGAGGAUCAGUACUUCGACCAGGAGGAGCCCGGCCCUGCCCCGCCCCUGCUCUAGGCACCAAAACCCCCCAAAUUCACCCCAAAACCCCCCAAAUUCACCCCAAAAAUCCCCCAAAUUCACCCCAGAAAUCCCCCAAAUUCACCCCAAAAUCCCCCCCAAAUCA